This is a messenger RNA of Lichtheimia ornata, 2499 nucleotides long. RefSeq lists its product as uncharacterized. Gene Ontology annotation, molecular function: GTPase activator activity. Gene Ontology annotation, biological process: activation of GTPase activity. The transcript is spliced from 11 exons. The record is from RefSeq and is a predicted model, not a curated record. The coding region runs from base 1 to 2499 and encodes 832 amino acids. NCBI's taxonomy places the organism in Eukaryota, Fungi, Mucoromycota, Mucoromycetes, Mucorales, Lichtheimiaceae.
AUGACGAACGAUAGUGCUUCAAUAAGACGUGAAUGGGACACCAUCUUUGGGGGCUCUCGGUCAUCUUUGGCUUUGCUGAAACAACAAGCUGUGGGUGACACACUCUGUCAAUCUGGAAUUCGGUCUGUGUAUUGGAAGGUGUUUCUCGAAUACUUCACUGCACCGCAACCUGCAACAUGGUCUUCUGCACAAACUGAACGACGACAACGCUACACCAACCUGAAAAGGAAAUACAUUGACGAGCCAGCCGAGCAAAUGAUCAAAAAGAGCGAGGAUGAUUUGGACCUUGUUGCUAAUAACCCUUUGGCACAAACGGAUAAUAAUCCAUGGCAACAGUAUUUUGAAGAUUCAGAGAUCCGCAAAGUGAUACGGCAAGAUGUGGAUAGGACCUUUCCAGAUGUUGAGUUCUUUCGAUCAGAUCAAGUGCAGGAGCAAAUGACCGAUAUCCUUUUCAUUUACUGCAAGUUGAAUCAAGACGUAUCGUAUCGUCAAGGAAUGCAUGAAUUACUUGCGCCGAUUUAUUUCGUAUUGUCAAUGGAAAGCAUAUCAACCCCGAAUGACUCUCACAGCCCAGUCGAUGCAACGGAUCGGUUGAUUACUCAAGUGCUCGAUCCCCAUUAUGUGGAGCAUGAUGCGUAUAUUUUAUUUGACAAGCUUAUGGUUCAUGCCAAGCCAUGGUAUGAAUUCAAUGAAAAGUUAUCCUCGAGUAUUCCCAGGUCAUCGGGUCAUGGACUUGGUGGCAAUAUACCCAGACAAGCACAGAACACACGUUCAAAUCCAGUGGUUCUUUCAUGUCAACGUAUCCAUCAUCAAUAUUUACGUGCAGUGGAUCCUGUAUUGUAUGGACAUCUAGAGCGUUUUGGGAUUGAACCACAGCUUUAUGGCAUGCGUUGGCUAAGGCUUCUUUUUGGACGUGAAUUUGAGUUUCAUGAAUUGUUACGGCUAUGGGACGCUAUUUUUGCCACGGAUCCAUCGCUCAAGAUUGCAGAGUACGUUUGCUUGGCAAUGCUUUUACGAAUGCGCGACAAGUUGUUAUCAAGUGAUUAUGCCGAGUGCUUGACAAUAUUGAUGCGAUGUCCUCAAGUUGGCAAUCCAUCCACCCUUGUGGAGCAAGCAAGCUAUCUUCAAACCGAUCUUUCAGAAGGUGGUGGUCUACACAUAUUACAGCAGAAUGAUGUUAGAUCUGGUAAACCAGCACGACAUUCGCUUUGGGAUGGAGUUCAACAACAACAACGUGAGGAUCCAAUGAAUCGCCUAUCACAUCGAAGAUCGCAUGGAGCCAAUUUGGAUGGUUUAGCAAGCAUCACUCGAGGUGUUAUGAAGAGUCCUCAAGUGCGAGAUUUGAAUAAGGCUAUUGCAGGUGUAAUGGGCACCGUUCAGAAAAAUGUCAACAUGCUCGGUGACAAUAUGCUCAAUCGUGCUGCAAGCUUUGAUGCACCUCCUUCUCGAAGACGUCUUACAGUGUCAUCAGAAUUCCCUGCCAACAUUGACCAACAAUUUGCCAGACCAUCGUCACAGCGAGUAUCCAGCAACCCUCGACGAAUGCCAAAUACCAGUCAUCCACAACAAUCACAAUCAUCACAACCGACACCAGGACGUGUAAUGAGUGAAGAGGCAGCUGCAUUAUCCAAACUCAAAGGGACAAACUCACAAAUGGCGGAUCUUUUGGGAAAAUGCAUUGACGUAUUGGAGAUUGAGUUAUUUGAAAAGAGAGAGAAGAUGGAGCACAAGGAGGAGGAUACCAAUGUUGAUCAAUACAGCCCUGAUGAAGCAUCAUUGGUGAGCGUUCUUGCUGGCAUCAAACAUGUGCGUGAUGUCCUGUCGGGGAAGCAGCCAUCUUUUGAUCCAAGUGUGAUCCCUGUCAACACACCAACAACGCCUACUACGACUACGACUACUGCACCCUCUCAGCCUACGCCAACCACUCCUACCACUGGCACAGCCGUUCCUACGACACCAACUACUGCUGCUACUACUACUGGUGCUGGUGUGACCGAUACAGCUAGCACGGAUGACCAACCAUCACUUAAGGAUUGGGAUGUUGUUGAUUAUCAGGAGGAUGACAAGCAAUCUAUUUUGAGUUCUCAAGAUCCAGGCACCAAACCAUUGCCACAACUACAGCCUACCAAAUCACAAGAAGCCCAACCAGAACCACCUAUCUUAACGAACAAAGCAACCUCUGAAUCUGCACCUUCCUCAUCAACACGUCGAACCGCAGUACCCAAGGAGAAUGUAGUGUACAGCAUUGAAGAUUUAUUAUCGGAUCCCACAUUACAAAAGGAAAAGGCGUCAUCGAGCAAAAGCAACAAGUUUAAUUGGAUGCUUGACGAGCAAGAGAACGAUAAGGGUGAGCGGCCAGCCCAUUUAUUUAGACCCACUUCUUCCCCGAGAAAGCGAGCUAGUGUCAAUUUUAGCAACUAUGCCAAAUCGCCAACAUCACCAUCCAGCGGCUCGGCUGUACAAACAGUGGACCCUUUGGGGGCAAAGAGUACGGAUUAG